AGGAACAAUUUUUCCAGAGGGAAAAUAAACAUUUCUCGACCGCAGAAAAAUAAAUAAAUUUAAAAAAUAUAUAUAUAUAUAAAAAGACGAAGUGAUUGAGUCGAUUUUUGCCGUGUGAGUUUUUUUUUUUACUUCUUCGUGUGAAUGCGAGUGAAAUGUUGGUCGACAUCACCGACAACAACGUCGUUUGUGUUGCUGUGUUUGUCAAUCGCUGAUCCCGCGUCGUCGUCCGAGUCAUGCCUCACGGACUGGGAUUUUUGCGGACCGCCAUUUCCCCGGCGGCGGCGACGACGGAAAGAGCCGCCAUUCUUGGCCACCGGGACGCCGCCAAGCAUGACUAUGGCGGCGAAGCUCACGACUCGUCAAUAUCUGCUGCAUCCGCCUUGAGUUCUUCGAGCAGUGGACAACGAUCUUUGCCACAAGAGCUGGAUCCUGGUGUGCAAAUUGAACUCACUGCUGCUGUGGCUGGAGUCGUCCCUGAUGAUUCCUUCACUGUGGAACAAGCUGUGAAUGCACUGGGAUUUGGCAAGUUCCAGAUCAGGUUGUCUUUCAUCACAGGGCUGUGCUGGAUGGCAGACUCAAUGGAGAUGAUGAUCCUGAGCAUCCUGGCACCUGCUCUACACUGUGAAUGGGGUCUUUCACAGUGGAGACAAGCCUUCAUGACUACUAUGGUCUUUAUGGGGAUGAUGAUCAGUGCACCUUUCUGGGGCAACUUCAGUGACAAGUAUGGAAGGAAGAUGGGUCUGCUGAUAGCUGCCUGGUUGCUGUUUUAUUAUGGAAUCCUCAGUUCCACAGCACCAACUUACAUCUGGUUGAUCCUUUUAAGGUCUCUAGUGGGUUUUGCUAUUGGAUGCAUCCCGCAGUCUGUGACAUUGUAUGCAGAGUUUUUGCCGCAAGCGCAAAGAGCCAGAUGUGUGAUCUUGCUGGAUUGUUUCUGGGCCUUGGGAGCAUGUCUGGAAGUGCUGUUGGCAAUCUAUGUCAUGCCAGUUUGGGGCUGGAGGUCCUUCUUGGCAAUAUCCUCUUUUCCUGUGUUCAUCUACUGUUUAAUCUGCUUUUGGAUGCCAGAGAGUGCCAGGUUCCAUGCAGCAAGUGGUCAGUCUGACAAGGCCCUGAGCACCCUGAAGAAGAUAGCUGACCAAAAUGGGAAAUCCAUGCUUCUUGGCAGACUGAUUGUGGAUGAUGGCCAUGGAUAUUCUUCUUGGAGAAGAGGCAGGUUCUCUGAUCUUCUCAUGCCAGACCUGAAGUGGACCUCUUUUCUUUUGUGGUUCAUCUGGUUUACUUGUGCAUUUUGCUACUAUGGUGUGGUGCUGAUGACAACAGAGCUGUUCCAAGUGCCCUCUGAGCAAUUGUGUGGUGCUAUAGAUAAGAUGGAGUCUGAGUCAUGCUCUGUUCAGUGCAAGUCACUCAAUCACUCUGAUUACAUUGAUUUGCUGUGGACAACCUUGGCUGAGUUCCCUGGGAUAUUUUUCACCAUAAUGAUCAUUGAAAAGGUUGGGAGGAAGCAGACUAUGGCCAUUGAGCUGGUGGUGUUUGCAUUCACUCUUUCCAUGUUGUUUGUGUGUUAUCCAGGGAGGACAUUCUUGACUGCUUUGCUGUUCACUGCCAGAGGUGCUGUGUCAGGUGUUUUUCAAGCAGCUUAUGUUUACACCCCUGAGGUGUAUCCAACAUCCCUGAGAGCUGUUGGAGUGGGGACUUGCAGUGGUGCUGCGCGUUUUGGAGCCAUGGUGACCCCAUUUGUGGCUCAGGUGCUGUUGAGAACCUCACUUGCUCUUGCCACAGGAACAUAUGCUGUGUUGGCCCUUCUUGCUGCUGUGGCCUGCAUCUUAUUGCCCAUUGAAACUCAUGGGAGAAAGCUUGAUGGUUGAUCUGUGUUUCAUUGUUGUGUGGACAAUUCACUGUGGGAAUCUCUGCACCAAGUCUCAUCCAACAAGAGUUUUGGCAACUAGAUUUUGUUUUUUUUUCUAUUGUCCAAGAGGUUGUAGUGUAUUGCCAAAGUUGUUUUGAUUUUGUGUGGUUUAGUUGAACAAGUUGAGGUUUUGCUCAAAACUCUGGUUCUGCAUGAUUUUUUGGUUUAAAGUUCAGGACAUGAAUAGAUUUUAAUCUUCCAUACAAGAGGACAAGAAAAGAGGGAUUUAAUUUCUGAGGUUUCCGUCAUCAGCACAGUCACCAACCAGGUUGUGCACCAUUUCCCUGUAAGCCAAGGAGCUUUUGAGUGCAGCACAGAUGUCACUGUCACACUUCUUCACUUGAGAGUGCAUCUCAAAAACAUCACCAGCAGUGUCUUGCAGUGUGUGAAUGUGUUCAGUUUCUGUCACCCUGGUGGAGCAGGUCUUGGUUUGGCAAGAACAGUUCAUGGACACAGUGCCUGGCAAGCAGCAGGUCUUCUUGAAAGCAGCUGCUGGACUGGGUUUGGUGGUGGUGGUGUAGCAGCGCAGAGUCUGGUACAGUCCAGAUGCAAAGUCCACAAGGUCCACUGAAGGGAUGUCUUUCAUCAAGUUGUGCAGACCAAGUGGUGGCCAAGAGACCUGGGGUUUGUGUGGCAAAAUUGUCCUUGGUGUGGGAUUUUGUCCCUGGUGAUGAUGAUGAUGAUUCUGUUUCUUCUUGAUUGUGUGGAUCAUGUUUGACUUAUUAUUAUUGCGUGGGACAUGGACAAAUUUUCCUAGAAGCACUGCAGAAGCCUGU
This is a messenger RNA of Notodromas monacha, 2682 nucleotides long. Lineage: Eukaryota; Metazoa; Arthropoda; Ostracoda; Podocopida; Cyprididae. The record is from the annotation of a GenBank genome assembly.